Messenger RNA from Pyrus x bretschneideri (Chinese white pear), 961 nucleotides. Its product is annotated as pectinesterase inhibitor 6. Gene Ontology annotation, molecular function: enzyme inhibitor activity. Lineage: Eukaryota; Viridiplantae; Streptophyta; Magnoliopsida; Rosales; Rosaceae. Gene Ontology annotation, biological process: negative regulation of catalytic activity. The transcript has 2 exons. Bases 249 to 860 code for a protein of 203 amino acids. The record is from RefSeq and is a predicted model, not a curated record.
AAGUUCCCACCCUCUAGGACCCUUUAUAAUAAGCUUAUUAACCCUCUCAUAUUUCAUCAUCUUUCUCCGAUUUAACGCUCUUAUGCUCUGCAUUAUGAUUUAUAUGGGGUGACGGAGGAAUCGUACCAUUUGAGCCUUUUGUUACUUGUUUUUCCUAGAUUUCCAGAGAAAUCUGCAACCAAUACGAUUUUCUUCCUAGUUCUCUCUUUUGAAAAGCAAAGCGUUGAAAAUUCUUUUUCCUUUCCGCAAUGAAAAUGGCAUCUUGUAACAGUUAUAUUUUCGUGUCGCUCAUUUUUCAUGUAAUAUGGCUGAUUUGUUCAACCCAAUUAUUGGCAUCUGGAAAGGGGGACAAAAAUUAUGUCCAAGAGGCCUGCAGUGUGACCAGGUAUCGGGAUGUUUGCAUCCACUCGCUCGCACCGUUUUCGAGCUCAGCCAAGAACAGCCCCAGCAGGUGGGCACGAGCCGGGGUUUCAGUUUCGUUGAGCGAGGCCGAGAGUGCCACUCGGUACUUGGUAACUCUGAAAACGCACGGGGGUGGUUUGAACGGGAGAAACACAGUUGCUUUGUCCGACUGCAUUGAGUGCUUUCAGAAUGCGAUCGACGAGCUUCACAAAUCACUCGGUGUUUUGAGGACGCUGACUAAGAUGACAUUCGACACGAAAAUGGCGGACCUGAAUACCUGGCUCAGUGCUGCCCUAACUGAUGGAGAUACUUGCUUGGAUGGCUUUGAGGGCCAGAAAGGAAAACCAGUCAAAUUGCUACAAGACAGGGUUUUAAAAGUUACCUAUAUCACCAGUAAUGCACUGGCCCUUGUUAACAAACUUGCAACUACUGACUUGGGAAGCCUUCCUAAUUUGUAGGAAGAUAACAUUAUCAAUAAUGUUAUUCUUACCAUAUUUUUGUACCACAAUUCUAUAUCACCGUAGAUGACAUCUGAUAUAGACAGUCAUAUCAUCUUAAU